AUCUUCUCGACUUCUUCAAAAUAGCAUCCCCCUUGUUUAUUCAUAUCUAAGGGUCCAAGGUGUGAAUCGCAACCAAGACCAAUUCAAGUCAUUUUAUUCUCGACCAUUGAAAUCUUCGUAAACAUGAUUUCCACGAAGAUUGAGCAGAACAAUACCCUUAAGCUCGAGGGAACUACACAGGAUCUUGAGUACUGGCAGGAAGAUGUUGCUCGAGAUGGAUUCGCCGUCAUCAAAGGCGCAAUUCCCAAGGAGCGCAUCGAGGGUUAUGCAAAUGACAUGAUGAGCUGGUUGGAAGGCUUCAACCUCGGCUUCGACCGCAACGACCCAUCCACUGUCCACAAGUCUAAGCUCCCUCAUAUUACGGAGAAGGGCAUGUGUCUGAAUUACGCCGUCACACAUGAAGACUUUGUGUGGAAAGUCCGGACAGAGCCGGGCAUUCUGAGCGCUUUUCACAAGAUUUACAACGACAAAAAACUCAUUGUCUCAUUUGAUGCAGUGAACUUCGGUUUCCCAAACAGGACUGAUAUUCCACCAAAUGACCCUUGGCCUCAUCAAGACCAAGAUCCUAAGAAGCCCGGCUUCCGAGUCAUGCAGGGACUGGUCAACGUAUUCCCUAACGGUCCGAAGGACGGCGGCCUGAUCGUUUGCAAGGGAGCUCAUCUUCUGAGCGAACAGUUUCACAAGGAGAUGGCUUGGGAAGAACCGAUCCCGGCCUGGAAUCCAGAAUGGUACGGCUUUACCGACAAGGGCAUGCAGUGGUUAGCCGACAAGGGCUGUGAAUGGGUCAAGGUGUGCGCAGAGCCAGGUGAUCUUCUCAUCUGGGAUAGCCGAACACCCCAUUACAACCUCUCUCCUGAAGGAGAGACCCCACGUUUCGUUAUAUACACUUGCUACAUGCCUGUAUCUGGUGCCACACAGGAAGAACUAGUGCGCAAGAAGAAAGCUUUUGAGGAUUGGAACGGAACAACGCAUUGGCCCAACUGCCAGGUGGUUGGUAAUAACAACGCGAAGAGGGAUGGAGUUGACGAUCCUCAUAACCGAUUUGAACCGGUUAAGAAGCCGGUUUUGGAUGAAGAAGGUUUCAAGUUGACCGGCAUUCCAUAUAUUAAGGCUUCUGCUUAG
Molecule: messenger RNA, 1122 nt
Organism: Aaosphaeria arxii CBS 175.79
Lineage: Eukaryota; Fungi; Ascomycota; Dothideomycetes; Pleosporales
Exons: 2
Coding region: 124-1122 (332 amino acids)
Source: RefSeq, a predicted model, not a curated record